This is a messenger RNA of Theileria parva strain Muguga, 963 nucleotides long. RefSeq lists its product as uncharacterized. Bases 54 to 947 code for a protein of 297 amino acids. Lineage: Eukaryota; Apicomplexa; Aconoidasida; Piroplasmida; Theileriidae. The transcript has 2 exons. The record is from RefSeq and is a predicted model, not a curated record.
ACCCUAUUAAUACCCUAUUUAACUUGUGGUGCUACACAUAUUAUUUAUUAAAAAUGUCCACCUUGAAGUUCGAAAAACUUUUGGCAGGUCCCUCAGUUGACCUUUUUGAAAAAGACUUUCCACACAACAAUGUUUGGCAUGUCGAGACUCUUUCAAAAGAGCCGACGCUCGACAUGUCAUCGGACUUUCGCUUGACUAGGGGUGAGGAACUAGCAGGACUAGUCACCCUUAAAAAUGUUUUCCACAAUUUCGCAACUGAACUCAGUUUAAACUCCACAGGAGUUCACCAUUUGGAUGUUACAACCAGGCUGCCUUUUUUUCCUGAUGCCACCGUUGGCUCGAAAUAUUUGUUCGACACCGACAAGAACCAUCACCACUUUCUGUUGUCUUCGCAGGUGGAGAAUAAGUUACUGUGGAGCAGGCUAGAGUUAAAGCCUCUGGACUUUGAGUAUAAUUUCUUCUCGCUGUUGAGAUUUGGCUCAAUGCACAGGUGUUUGUUAGGAGCUGAAGUUUCAGGCCAAAAACUCGGCAAGUUAAAUGUUACUGUUGGGUCCGCCUACAAAAGGGAAUUUGGAAAUAACAACUUUUUAUUGGCACUGAGACUGUUCGGAAAUAAGGACGAGUAUCUAAACCGCCUUGUUGGUAACGUACACGUCUCUAAAAACGAAUCAGUUAAGCCCGCUGUUUUGGGUGUAUCAUUCGAACACCUGUUGAAGGAGAAAAAGACCAAACUGGCCUUUGGAGCUCAUUGGAACCUGACCACUUUGGACGACCCUCACGCCUCCUUUGUCAAGGCUAAAGUCGACAAUGAAGCCAGAGUCGCACUCUCAUUCUGCCAGAAAUUCAACUCAUUAGUCACUUUCCUUUUCGGAUUUGACUUUAACGGAAAGAGUCCGUUACACGAGCCAGAUGUCAACUACGGACUCAAGUUAACACUAAAAACUUAAUAUUAUGAAUUACUAA